This is a messenger RNA of Trichoderma reesei QM6a, 1770 nucleotides long. RefSeq lists its product as uncharacterized. The coding region runs from base 1 to 1770 and encodes 589 amino acids. Gene Ontology annotation, molecular function: glycerone kinase activity; ATP binding. The transcript is spliced from 2 exons. Gene Ontology annotation, biological process: glycerol catabolic process. Gene Ontology annotation, cellular component: cytosol. NCBI's taxonomy places the organism in Eukaryota, Fungi, Ascomycota, Sordariomycetes, Hypocreales, Hypocreaceae. The record is from RefSeq and is a predicted model, not a curated record.
AUGUCUACCAAGCACUUCAUCAACGACCCGACUCACCUCGUCAACACGGCCCUCCACAGCCUGACGCUGACAAACCCCAACGUUGCCCUCGACCCGGCCAACAAAAUCAUCUACCGCCGUCCAACCGGCGAUGCCCCGCAAGUGUCCAUCGUCUCGGGCGGAGGAUCCGGCCAUGAGCCGUCCUUUGCAGGCAUGGUUGGCCCGGGCAUGCUCUCUGCCGCCGUGGCGGGGACCAUCUUUGCGAGCCCGUCUGCGGAGCAGGUGAGGACGGGCAUCAUGUCACGGGUGGACACGGACAAGGGCGUGCUGGUCGUGGUGAUGAAUUAUACGGGCGACAUCCUCAACUUUGGCAUGGCUGUGGAAAAGGCCAUUGCGGCUGGCAAGCAGGUCGAGAUGGUCGUUGUGGGCGACGACGUUGGCGUGGGGAGGAAGAAGACGGGCAAAGUGGGAAGACGAGGAAUCGCGGGGACCGUGCUGGUGCUCAAGAUUGCGGGUGCUCUCGCCGCGCAGGGACGAUCGCUGCAAGACGUGGCAAAGGUUGCUCGGCUGGUGGCGUCCAACCUCGUCAGCGUCGGCGCCAGUCUGGAGCAUGUUCACGUUCCCGGACGGGUCGUUGAUACCAGCGAGGGCCUGGCGCCGGAGGAAGUCGAGGUCGGAAUGGGCAUUCACAACGAGCCGGGGUCGAGUAGGGAGAAGAUGGAGCUGCCGCAGCUGGUGGAGAGGAUGCUUGCCCAGCUGCUCGACCAGAGCGACAAGGACCGAGCUUUUCUAAACGUCAACUCGAACGAGGUCGUUCUGCUCAUCAACAAUCUCGGAGGUGUUAGUGUUCUGGAGCUGUGCGGCAUCACGGCGGAAGUGGUGAAGCAGUUGAACGACAAGUAUAACAUUCGACCAGUCCGCAUCAUCAGCGGCACGUUCAUGACGAGCUUGAACGGCCAGGGAUUCAGCAUCACGCUCCUCAAUGUCGUCAACACCGACAUUGGCGGGCCGAGCAUGAUUGAGCUGUUGGAUGCUCCCAGCGAGGUCACCGGCUGGUCUGCACCUAUACAGAAGACGUCUUGGGAGGCAAAGAACACUGCCACGAGGACAGGCUCUGCUGGCGAGAACAUUGAGAUUGAGCCGAGCGGAUUGCGGAUGGACGCUCAGCACGCUACGAGUGUGCUUACGAAUGCGCUGGAGCGCGUGAUUGCGGCCGAGCCCGAGGUUACAAAGUACGAUACGGUUGUUGGCGACGGAGACUGUGGUAUUGGCCUCAAGAGAGGAGCCGAAGCCAUCUUGAAGCACAUUCAGCAGAAACCCCUGACGGGAGACGUCGUCGUUGACGUAGCGUCCAUAGUGCAGGUGGUAGAAACCGCCAUGGACGGCACAUCCGGCGCCUUAUACGCCAUCUUCCUCAACGCCCUCGUCCACGCUCUCCGCACCCUGGGCACAGGCGAGGCCGGCCCCUCGGUGUGGUCCGCCGCCCUGGAGCUCAGCUGCGAGGCCCUGUCCAAGUACACCCCUGCUCGACCUGGCGAUCGAACGCUCGUGGACGCGCUUUAUCCCUUUGUCGAGGUCUUGGGCCGGACUGGGGACGUGAAGAAGGCUGCGGAUGCGGCGAGGAAGGCCGCCGACGAGACAAAGGGCAUGCAGGCGAGCCUUGGGCGGUCGGUGUAUGUGGGCGGGAGCGGAUAUGAGCAGGUGCCUGAUCCCGGUGCUUGGGGAUUGGCCUGCUUUUUCUUGGGUCUGGGAGGCGUAAAGCCGACUGAAGAGGGCUGGGAAUCUAUCUGA